UAAAAGGCAUGCAGUGUCUUGUGUCAAUGUUUUAGAGAGAGAAACCAAAACGCGCUCCCGCCCUUCUAGAGAGAGAAACAUCAAGCCUGAUUUUCCCACUGCUACACUCGCUUUUCUGGUGGUGAAAAUAUGGAGUGGCCGACGUAUUUAGAUGAAUAUGAAAAGCUUCUCAUUCGAAUGUCUACGCCGAGGGUCAUGAUCGACAAUGUGGGCUGCUCCAACGCGACCGUCCUCACGAUCGAUAGUGCUAGAAAGCACGGGAUUCUUCUGGAAGCUAUUCAGGUUUUGACGGAUUUGAAUCUAUCGAUUAAGAAGGCUUACAUUUGCUCCGACGGCCGGUGGUUCAUGGACGUUUUUCACGUUACCGAUCUGAACGGAAACAAAUUAACUGAUGAAAGCGUUUUGGGCUGCAUUGAGGAGUCACUAGAGACGGUUCAUUAUGGUAGAUCAAAGAGUAUUGAUGGCCUAACUGCUUUGGAGCUAACUGGCACGGAUCGGGUCGGGCUGCUAUCUGAGGUUUUUGCGGUGCUGUCGAAUCUGCAUUGCAAUGUGGUUGAUGCCAAGGUGUGGACGCACAACGGCCGUAUUGCGUCGCUGAUCUAUUUGACGGACGAUGAUUCGGGCUGCUCGGUGGAGGACUCGGAGAAGCUGGAGAAAAUGGAGGGGAUGCUGCGGAAUGUGUUGAGAGGGGAUAAUGAUAUCCGGAGUGCUAAGACCUCGGUGUCUCUGGCCGUUACUCACAUGGAGAGACGGCUUCACCAAAUGAUGUUCGCGGAUAGGGACUACGAUGGUAACGUUUGUGGCGAUGUGCCCUUGGUGUUGGUGCAGAACUACUUGGAGAAGGAUUACUCUGUUGUGAGUAUUCACUGCAAGGAUAGGAACAAGCUUCUGUUCGAUGUGGUUUGCACGUUGACGGACAUGGGGUACGUCGUUUUCCAUGCUACCGUGGACACAUCGGGCGACAGAGCAUCAUUGGAAUUCUUCAUCAGACACAUGGAUGGCACCCCGAUAAACUCGGAGGCCGAAAAGCAGCGCGUUAUCCUCUGCAUUGUGGCAGCGAUCAAAAGGAGAGCAUCUCAGGGUGUAAGGCUCGAGCUCUGCACGGUCGAUAAGAAAGGUCUCCUGGCCGACGUGACGCGGACAUUCCGCGAGAACGGGCUCAACGUCGUGAGAGCGGAGAUCUCGACGUCCAUGGGGACGGCCAGGAACGUGUUCUACGUGACGGACGCCAUGGGUAAUGCUGCGGAUGAGAAGCUCAUCGACUCGGUCCGGCAUAAGAUUGGGGUGAGUAGCUUGAAAGUGAAGGAGCUGCCGUUGAUAUAUCACGAGAAAGGGGAGAGGGAGGAGGCGACGGCCAUGAUUUGGUCAAUUGGUAACAUGGUGAGGAGGAAUCUAUACAACUUGGGAUUGAUCAAAUCUUGUUAUUGAUUAUGACACGGGUCGGUUUUGUUUUGUUUGGUGGCAUAUUUACUUGCUUGGAUGCUUUGAGGUUUGGUUUGGCUGGUCUGGAUUUGAGAAAUUGAACAACACACAUACUAGGUGGAUGACAUGGGGCCCACCUCCCCAACGACCUUUUCUUUUAUAAUGAGAGAGUGAAAUUAUGGUUGGAAAAAUUAGAUGAGAGAAGAUAGGUUGGUAGUAGUGGUUAGUAGGGGAUCUUGGUUUCUUUCUCAUAGGAUAUGUCUUCUGUAAAUAGUUAAGCUUUUCUUUUUUGAAUUUUAUUACAGCUUUUCUAGUCUAUAAAUUUGGUGAUGGAAUGGACAGCUUAACCAUA
Messenger RNA from Salvia hispanica, 1774 nucleotides. RefSeq names its product ACT domain-containing protein ACR8-like. Lineage: Eukaryota; Viridiplantae; Streptophyta; Magnoliopsida; Lamiales; Lamiaceae. The record is from RefSeq and is a predicted model, not a curated record.